Brassica rapa (field mustard) is the source of this 4622-nucleotide messenger RNA. RefSeq names its product DNA ligase 1. The record is from RefSeq and is a predicted model, not a curated record. Lineage: Eukaryota; Viridiplantae; Streptophyta; Magnoliopsida; Brassicales; Brassicaceae.
AAGGCUCAUUGGAUCAAGCCCAACUUAUAUAGUUUUGUUAGGCCCGAUAAAACGUCACAUAACAAUCCACUAUUUUGAGAUUGUUUCUCAAUUUUAGUAAUUCGAAUUAAUACGUUAAUUUUUCCUUUACUUUAUCUCUCUCGUGUUUGAACCUUAUUUAGGACAUUCAAGUUCUCGAAUAGGCUUAACCGAGAACACGCGAUCUAGUAUGAGCCUUUUUGAUCUUUGUAUAGAAUAGUUAUUGGGAUAAUAUUGAGUAUUAAUUUUCGCAAAUUUGUCCGUAGAUGUCCAAAGUUUUUUAUUCAGAGUAUGAACCUUGUCAAUGUUUGGUGCCGUCCCCUAUAAAGUGUCCCAUGAUGUAGUUUUGGACCUUAGGGGAGGAGCUUCCUUUAGAACAUAUAUGGAGGUUUGAGACCAUCAAUUAGUUCAUAUUCUUCAGAAUAUGUACAAACAUGGGAGGUAUAUUUAGAGAUCAUAAGAAUCCAUGAAGCUUUGCUGUUUCGGUGGGAGUUGCUAUAUAUUUUCUUGGUCAUGUAGAUUAAGGGUGACCCAUGGCCGGAAACGGCUCGGAGGGAGGUACCGUGAUGGUUACAAUAAGGAAAGUUAAAGCAAAAAAAAAUUCCUAGGUUUUUUUUUUUGAUAAGUAAUUUCCUAGGUUUUGUGAAGCUCAGUGUUAAACACAAAGAAUUUCAUAUUCUACCAAUAUGUUCUUGAGGAAAUCUCUACAUCCAAAUUUCAUUAUUUUGUGUAACUCUUAUUAUCUGGCUAAGUUUUAACCUUUACAACUCGAGGGAAAUCAAAGCACACACUUGACUCUUAUCUUUAUAUAUACGUUUUUAGGUUGUUUAAAUACACAUGGAAUACAUAAUUCAAAAAAAGAAAGAAAGUAAUACAAAAAGGAAGGUAGAAGGAUACCAAACACAUAAGGACAAUUUGAAAGAAAAAAAUGUUGUCACAUGCAUUGAAAGUGUUGUCGAAAGAUUAUUUCAUGUGUAUGAGAAAGUUGGAUAAAAGUCUAAACAAUAGAUUCACAAAACUUAGUUCAAACAUUUCCAGUGUGAAAGCUCAGUUAAAGCUUCUUGACAGAAACUUUAAAAUUACAAAAAGUGAAAAAUGUAAAAAUGUAAAAAUGUCCAGCUUAAUGAUUAUGUAUUGUUCAGUCUGAAAAUUGUAACUUUUAAAGAUCCCUAAUAUCAUGUAGUAGUAGUACCUAGCAAACUUUGUAUCGAAUAAGAUUUAACUAUCAAGCACACGAAAUUAUUCCACCCAAUAACUUCAUUUAUUUUAACUCAGGGUAAUAGCAUAUAAAAUAUGAAAUGUUAUAAAAAAGAUUUAACCAUCUAUCUUGCUAAAAAAAUUUAGUUCUGAAAAUAUUAUCAUGAAACAAAAGACAUAAUAAUAUUAUAUUUUCAGUUUCAUGAUAGUUUCUUAUAAUAGUUUAGAAAUUUGAUAUUUUAUAUGUAGUGUUGGGGGUUUUCCAACAACAAUAGUUUAUAUGGAUUCAAUUCUAUUAAUUUCAUAUAAAAAAAUUCAAAGGCCUCAGGCUCCACCAGACGCUUAAGCAUAUAAAAAAACAGAGUGAGAAAGGCUUGAAAGUUAAGUCGCAAAGGAAAGGCCUUCGUCAUUGCUUAACUUGCAAUCGAAGUUAUAUAUGAAAGCGCACAUUUUACUCAGGAGGGCCUAACGUUCACGUCAACUAUCAAACACACACAUACAAUUUGUAGAAUCUUCGAUUGUUAUCAAUUAGAUUUUUGCUAUCACUACUAAGAAUUUUUCCCACCAAACACUGAAAGAACCAUUUCAACCAAAGAUUAAGUGGAGUCAAGAAAACAAUGAAACCAAAUAAAGAAAGAAAAGGUAUCGGAGUCUUUAGAAAUAACCCAAACACAAAUGAUAAGAGGCUUCGCUUUGUAUCUCUUAUUUUUUGUACUUAGAGUGAAAAGAAGAUUUCACUAGCAGACGAUGAGUUCGAACGGAGAGAAGGGAAUGAUGAAGCGGUCAGAUUUUGCACAGAAGUUGUUAGAUGAUCUUCGUGUAAGGAAGGAGCGGCUUUCAAUCUCUCAGGAUACAGAUAACUAUGCAUAUUCUAACAGAGGAUUUAAGGGAUCUAAUAAAACCAGAUCAAAAUCUACAACAUUUCAAGAUUUCAACUAUGGAGGAGCCAGUCUUCUCACUAGCGGCACGGAGGAUUCAAAUCAGAUAGUUCCAUACGGAAGAGGCCGGAGCAUCGAUCUAUCAAAAGCAUUAGCAUUUGCACUUGAAAAUGCUGGGAAGGCUACAAGAGCAGAUCCUUCAGGGAAUGCAUCAGUCAUUAGCUUCCUUCAUGAAGUAGGAAAGAGAUCUUUGGGAAGAAGCAGUCAGCAACAUCUUUGUUCAAGCAGCCAGCAACAACUUCCCAUGGUUCAUGUCCAUAUCAAAGAAAUAUCAAAGGGAGCUCAAAAACUGAAUCAGAUCAUUAAAGCAUGUAGCAACGGCCUCAGUUUUCGAAAAGGAAGGUACUCAAUACAAUGCGGGGGAGAAGAACACAUGGAAGGUGCUAUUGAAUUGGAACAGUCUCUUCGUUUGCUUGUAGAUAUUCAACAAGCUUCUUCCGAAUAUAUCACCAAGAAACAAAGUCAAAACAGAUUCAAGCUACUUGAAGAAAAUGAGGAUGGGGAAGAAGAAGAAGAAGAAGAUGUUCGGAAUCGAAAUAACAGAAAGAUAAAAGAAGCCGCAAAGACGGACAUCGAAAUGAGACUACUGGCGCUUAAAAACAAACACAGAAGACAAACAAGUGGCUGCGAAGAUACCGAACAUAAGCCUCAGAAGGGAAGGAUUCCGAAUGUUGUGGCGAAGUUGAUGGGAAUAGGAGAGUUUCCAGAAGAGGAAAAAGAGACCAAGAACAACAAUGAUGCAUCCAUCAAGUCUGCGGAGAGUCUCACAAGGCGUAGAGCAACACAAUCCAAUGAAAAAAUUGUUGAACUGAAGGAUCAGAGGAACUCAACAUCAUUGGAUUUAGUAUUACAUAAGGAGACUCAGAGAACUACUAAUGGUAUAAACUACAAAGACAAGUCUCAGCAGAAGGAUGAUCCAAACAGCAGAAAAGGAAACAAGAAGGAUGGAGAAAUGACGACGAAAAAUGCUAUAAGAAGGACCUCAUCUCCAACAGAAGAUAAGCCUAAGGCUGUCACAAGGAGCCAAGAAAAGCCUUUGCAUAAACUUAGUUUUGGGAAGAAAGAAGAAGCAAAGAGCAUCAAGAAAGCGAAGUUGAAGCCAGAAAGGCAUCAAGAACAUGGCGUAAUGACCAAUCAUCCACCAAAACCUGUGAGCUCAGUACCAGUCAUAGACAAAGCUAAAUCUCUGAGGAAAAUCUUUUCUCAUGUUGUUGUAUUAGAAAAGAAAAAAGGAGGAGAGGUACAUGAAGCUGAGUUCCGCGAAAAGAAAAAUCUAAAUGGUGGAUUUUGCAAAGUAAUGAAGCAACCAGAGAAUCAGAAACCUGUUUCCAGAGAAGCAAAUGGGAAACAAGAUCAGUUACUCAGAAGUUACAAUGACAGUAAUAAGACCAAAGCUGUAGAAGCAGACACAUGCAUCAAUAUUUCUGAAGAUUCAGGCGUUGAGGUCAAAUCAUCAAACAGAAAUGUGUUUGAGAAAAAGAAAGAUAUCAAAGAUGACUCAAUUCUGCUAAUAGCUGCGGAGAGAGUCCUAUGCCAAGCUCCAUCCGAAAAUCAGCAUCAAGAGCUUAUGUUUACAGAUGGGGUGGAUCAACAAGCUCCAGUACCAAAUUCUGAUGGAAAUUCAGAAAGAUUUUCCAAGACAGUAUAUAAAGUUGUUUCAGCCAGCAAAGGGGAGGUUGAAGCUGGCAUACCUUUGUUGGAGAAGCGACAAGAACGCCGAAAACAAGAAACAAAAGAGACAUUGUCUGCAAAUGAAAUGAACCUCAAGAAGAUAGUUGUGAAAAGUCAACUAUUUCUGGACACAUUCGAGGCACUUUUCAAACUUAACAUUCCUCUCAAUGUCCUUCAUGAAGUUGGCGGGAACAAUUACCACCAAGAAGACAAGAACCUACUCCUCGAUUGUGGCUACGAGAUAAUGAAACGAAAAGGAAGAUUUCAAGAGUUAAAAGUCCAUCCUUUCGUGAAGGUACCCAUUAGUUCCUCUAAAGUAAACUCAUUGGACCAUCUUGUUAGACAAUUAAGCAAAGAGUUCGAGAAGCUGAGAACUUACGGUAGGGAGUGCUACACUGAAUCACUUGUUGAAGACUACUUACCAAAAGUGUUGGAAAGAGAUGUUUACUAUACAGACCCAAACUUAAACUCCAUGUGGGAUAUGGGUUGGAAUGAUUCGAUGCACGCCUUCAUCGAGAAAGAUGAUGUUAUAAGGGACGUAGAGAGGGAAGUCUUCAAUGGACUCUUGGAGGAGAUAACCAGAGAUCUUAUAUGCAUAUAGCUGUUACUCUUAAUUUUCCGGGUCAAAAUUGAGCGUUUUAGGUUCGAGGCAGUAAUCCAUUUCCUUAACAUUUUGUUUGAACUUUGAAAGUAUAUAUUUUCCACCUCCUGUGAGCAAAUAAUUGGUACGGAAAUCGAAUCAAUGAGCAGAGUGAGAUUCUUAUGUCUACUUAUUAAUCUAGUUUAUUAUAUGUGUUA